AUGCUUCCUCCUCCUUCUGAAGUAUACAAAUGUGCCGAUGAACUUUUUCAGAGUAUACAAAAAUUUACAAAUUCUCAAGGCUAUGCAUUAGUUAAAAAAAGAACUUGGAAAGAUGAGUGUGGUAAAUUAAAAAAUAUGACAUUACGUUGUGACCGGGGUGGUGUUUAUAGUAACUCUCUUGAGUUAUCUAAAGAAACAUAUAGUAGACAAAAAAGCACUAGAUUAAUAGACCAUCUUUUUAAAUUGUGGCAUCCCAUUGUUCGUCGACUCACAGAACAACAGAUAGAAAAUGUUGUAUUGAUGACUAUUGCUGGUUCAAGUCCCCAUGAAAUUGUAUUAACAAUUCAACAAAAUAAUCCAUCAGCACUAGCAUUAGUAGAUGAGCUUCAAGAGGAUGAUUUUUUGUAUAAGUACAAAUGUGAUAAUACCGGUUCUGUUACUCACUUGUUUUUUGCAUAUAAAGAAUCAACUUGUCUUAUUCAUCAAUACCCUACAGUAAUUCUUAUUGAUUGUAUCUACAAAACAAACAAAUUCAAAAUGCCAUUAUUAAGUAUUGUAGGUAUAACCAGUUUCAAUACAACCUUUUAUACUUGCUUCAUGUUCAUGAAAAGUGAAGAAGAAACAGAUUACAAUUGGGCUCUAACAAAUGUUUUAGGAUUGUUUGACGAAAUAGAGAAGCCCAGCAUCAUUGUGACUGAUAGAGAGUUGGCUCUCAUGAACACUCUCAGAAUGAUCUUUCCUAAUUCAACAAAUAUACUUUGUCAAGGUUUUCUCGCAAAAUGGAAUGAUAUUAUUCAAUCUAAUACAGAAGACGAAUUUGAUGAAAAAUGGAUAAAUUUCUAUACUACCUAUAUUAACAAACCUAGUGUAGUUUCAAUUGAUAACUAG
Racocetra persica is the source of this 888-nucleotide messenger RNA. The record is from the annotation of a GenBank genome assembly. Lineage: Eukaryota; Fungi; Glomeromycota; Glomeromycetes; Diversisporales; Gigasporaceae.